AACCACAACUCAGUUGCCAAUAAAUAAAUAAAGAAGAAGAUAAAACAGAGAAAAAAUCGGAGGAUGGCUUUACUAACGUCACCGACAUCGUCGAUGUCGGUGACGGCGCUGCGGGAGAACAGAGGGGCAGUGAAGACGACGACGUAUAGGAGAAAGAAGCAACCACCACGACGCGUACAGGCUGUUUUUGGUAACUUCAAUCAUUUCGGUGAUGUUGUACGUAGAGACAUGGAGUUCUUGAAGAAAGGAGUUAAAAGAGGAGUGGAUUGGGCCAGCGAAACCUUUCGGAUCUCUCAAGCGAAGAAAGCUGUUGACGACGUCGUUUGGCUUCGGAAUCUCGAGGAUCCUAACUUCUCUCCCCCUCCGCAACCGCCUUUGUGGCCUCAACCUUACUAUCCAGAACUGUCUGGUUUGGAUUUGAUGAUGGCUGAUCUCAAAGCAUUGGAGGUUUAUGCGAGUUAUUUCUACUACCAGGCAAAGAAAUGGUCAAAGCCACUUCCAGAAGUUUAUGAUGCGGAAGAAGUAGCUGAUUAUUUCAGUCUCCGCCCCCAUGUAGUGGCUUUUCGACUCCUUGAGGUUCUCUCAUCCUUUGCCUCUGCUGCAAUUAGAAUUCGCAUGACAGGGGUCAAAAAGUUCUCAAUAUCAAGUCCAGCUAAGGAUAUUGAUGAGAACUCUUCACAGUACAACUUUGGGAUGGUGUUGAAAGAAACAUUGCUAGUCCUUGGCCCCACUUUUAUCAAAGGGAAAGAGGGGCUAGAGCACUGGAAGAGAGAUUGGCAGCUGAGAGAUUAGCUGCCGGACGUAGUUGAGAAGAGCCGCACAUAGACGGACACGAUCACGUUUGAUUGCUCCGAAGAGUCUCAUCCAUUAACUACAAAGGUUAUGCACAAGUCUGCCUUAAUCACUCAAUAGGCACAACACUUUAAAAACUCUUACAAAUUAGUUUAUACCUCGAAAUAUUAUUUUGUAU
Messenger RNA from Hibiscus syriacus, 970 nucleotides. RefSeq lists its product as uncharacterized. The transcript is spliced from 4 exons. The coding region runs from base 64 to 792 and encodes 242 amino acids. The record is from RefSeq and is a predicted model, not a curated record. Lineage: Eukaryota; Viridiplantae; Streptophyta; Magnoliopsida; Malvales; Malvaceae.